UUGGGAGCAGAAACAACUAACUGUAUAUAGACGCACUCGUAUAUAUAUUUAUAGAACUAUAAUGCUGGCACUAGGACGCCAUUGCAGUUUUUCUAUUUUCUAGCUAAGUGGUUUCGUUUCGUUUUAUGUACAUACAAGUUGUCAAUACUAAAAACAUUUCUACUAGAAUAUUGAGACAUCAUCAUGGGCAACCAAGAAUCUUCCUACACACAGUUCUACCUGUCACUAGGACCAACCAGGAUGUCUGAAGCCUUGAAGAUCCAGACCUCUAAAAAUGAACCAGUUGGGAAGGACAAUGCCAUGAUAGCCCUGUUGGUUAUUUGGGCGUUGUUAAUCAUAAUCUUUAACAUUUUUCUAUUAGUUUUAAUACCGGCUUAUUGGAAGCUUAGAUCUUCUGUAAAACAUCUUCUAAUCUUCAGUGCCGCUAUUGCGGAUCUGGUCAUGGGUAUUGUUGUCUGCCCAAUGAUAGCCGACCUGGCAGUUAACAGGAAGUUCGUCCACGGUUGCAGUGCGCAGAUGUCCCUUCAAGCCUUAAGUACGAUUAUUAUACCCUCGGUCACUACCUGGGCAGUUUUUCUUAUUAAUAUAAAUUAUAUUUUAAGAAUGACGUCGUAUUUUUACUGUGAGCAGACUCAACGUAUUGGUAUAGCUCUAUCGCUAGCUAUAGCCCCAUGGGUGCUGACCAUCAUUAUCACCAUACCGCAACUGGUUGCAUCCGUUGAUGAAAGGAAAUGUUCGCUGUUUUUCACUAGUGAAUCGGCUAGAAUCGCAAUCAUCCUCACCAGCUUUGCUCCUCAGUGCAUCGGCAUCUUCGUCACAUUUUUAGCUGCAUUUAUUAUGUAUAUGAUGCGGCGAGAUGAGCUGUGUCUGGACAUCGCUGGUGAACGUCUGCAAGCCCCUUCUGAUAUUUGCCUGGUUAGUUUCCUAACCGUACUGAUGUACACCUCCCAGGAACUCUUAUUACUUAACCGAGGAACUAAUCUGUGUUCAUCAAGGGUAGAAUGCGAGGCUCUUUUUUGGAUUAGCAUUAUCUCAACGUGGCAACACUUAGCUAAAUCGUUUGCUGUACCCAUGGCAUGGACAUUUUGUCAUCAGCUUAGGGAUGGUGUGAAAUAUUUGUGGGAAUUGGCAACAUGGAAUCAAAAGUUCUAAAAUAUGGAAACAGUUUUUGAUGUAUAUGACGCGCGAGUGCUUUAUCCUGGAACAAUAAAAAGAUUUAAUGGGAAUGGAAAAUGAAAAUAUAAACAGCGGACUGUUAAUGGUUUUAUAAAAGGCUUUGGGUUCAAGAACUCAACAAUCAUGGUGCAAUUAAAACACUUUGAAACAGGACAUGAGAUCAAGUUGCUUUGAUUGACUUAAUUUCAACAUUCUGGAAUUGUAUGAAGCUACUUUAGAUUAGCGAGUGUAUAGUUAGAUCGGGUCUUAUGGUUAAGUAUUAUUCAUGUUCGAGUUCUGACGGAAGGGUAGUAUGUCAAAGUAAGCAAGUCUACCUGUAACACAUCAGAGGGUGGAUUGACGGAAUUGCGAUCGAGUAACAUAUAAUUGAGUCUUGUCACAGUUCUGACAAUCCCGAAAUCAGAUGUGGUAUGAGUUGAAUUGUGACGCAAUUAAACGUUACAGAUAUGGUGAUUGGUCAAGAUAGUAUUAUAUUCAUAAUGCUCUAAGACUUGUUUCUGGGAAACGAAAGCAAAAGUAAAAAUGGCAUUUAGGAAAUGAACUGGAAAUACGCAGGAUGCCAUUCUAUUGAAACAUCUACUAUUCAUUACUGAUCGACUUUUCGACUAGGAUUUUCCAGUCAUUAACGAACAACGUAUGCGAUUGUAAAAACGAGGGGGCAUUACACUUAUGCAAACAUAAAUAACUACAACUUAGUAACAACAUACUAUGAUGAUUAGGGAAUUGUAGUCGAAACGUCUUCUGUAUUUAUAGUAUAAACGCUACUUCUACCACUAUAGGAUAAAUUACGAGAGAAAUGUCGUAGAAUGUCAAAUGCUAAAUAGAACUAGUAUUUCAUUUCAGAUUGGGUAUGAUUCACAAUUAGAAGAUAAAAGUUCCUCUUAUUUCACUCUAGAUAUUUAGAUUCUAAUGCUUGAUUGCCAUUGCUAUAUUCUCCCUGGUCUUGUAUAUCAUGUAGAAUGUGCCUGUAUAUCCUUGACUGGUCGAACAAUGGUCAAGUAAAUAGUAUAAUUUUGUUAGAGAUUUUAUUUGUUGUUUUAAUUAAUAGUUUAAGAACGAUUUAGUUUUAUGUAUUUUGUCAGUUACCGAUAUAUUCUUCGGAUUGUGACAUAGACUUAUUUUUCAAAUUGAAUUACAAGAUAUAUAUUUUUAAAAAGACUAAGCGCCUCAAUCAAAUAAAUUUUGUGUUGCAUUGUAAAUAUUCCGGUCCUUGUAAUUCUGAUUUUAAAUUUGUUUCAACUUUCAAGCUUAAUAACAUAUUUUGUGGAAUAUUAAAAAAUAGUAUAGGUUUCGGGUGUGUAUAAGUAUUCAGGAGUUAUUGCCCCUUAGUCUUAAAACCCGAAAUUUUCUGCACACAGGGCUACACUAGAGCACAAGAGUCCUCUGUUUAAAUAAUUUAGAGAUAUUCUAAUGAAAUGGAUUACAUGAUUUUGAGAUAUUCUAAUGAAAUGACUUACAUGAUAAUGAGAAAUUCUAAUGAAUGGCUUUCAUGAUUUUGAGAUAGUCUAAUGAAAUCACUUACAUGAUUUAGAUUAUUCUAUUGAAAUGACUUGUAUGAUUUAGAAAUAGUCUAUUAAAAUGUCUUAAAUGAUUUAGAGAUAAUUAUUCUAACGAGAUCAUUCAUUUCUAUUGGAGCCAUCUUAAUCCUACAUUUUGAAUUUUAUUUUCUUUGAUUAUUUGUUUUUAUUUAUUCAUAUCUGUUUAUUAUUUAUGUUAAUGUAUAUAUAUAUAUAUAUUAUAAUAUUUAUCUAUAGUUUAUUACUGGAAACAUACAUGAGGGGUGUGGAACUCAAUUCUCAAGAUCCUUAAUUUAGUUUUAACAGCGGUUAAUCUAAAAGCGUCAUCAAAAUGGGGAAUUUGGAGAACAAAAUCAAUAUUAUAAUGCUUGAAGAUGCUUGAAAAAUAUGAAAUAAUGUCUGGCUGGAAUAUAAUAUAAUUUAAUACAUAUUUUUCAAGCAAUUUUAUAAGUGUUUUAUUCAUUGCAAUUUUCAAUCCCUUCAUUUAUACUUCCAUAUUAAAACGAUUUAUGUGUGUAUUUUGUUGGUUAUUAAUAUAUUAAUUAUAAUUAGUUAUUUAUAUAGGGUAAUAUACACAAUGUUGUAUUAAUUGUUAUUAAUUAUGUAUAAUCAUUUAGUUUAUAUUAUAGUGUUAUAAAUAAUGGAAAUAAAAAUAUUCAGUCUAUUCUAGAUAACGUCAGAGGAAGAUAUUUCACACACAGUAUAUUAUAUCAACAACACCGCAAGCUCUCUUCUGAAUCUAAGCAUCCACAAUCGAUCCAUCCCCACUAUAACUUCUCCCACCCCCACUCCCACUCCCCUUGUAAGCUAAAUCUUACAUAAUAUAUCUUGUUUAGAGAAGCAGUUUAAACGUCGCAGUAAUGAAAGCAAAGUAAUUGUUAUUCCAUAUAGUUUUUUUUAUAAUUAUUUAAAUCUAACAAAAUAUAACUUAACCGUGAUACUGACAGCAGUUUUAAAACAAGACAGAUUGUAUGUAAAUGUAUAUCAUGGAUUAGUUAUCUUUUUGGCUCAUAAAUCGCCCACCUGUUCCCAAACUAAUGAUUAGGCUUUACAGGCAAGAUUUAUUGCCACCCCCUGUCUGUCUGCUCAAGAUAUCACAUUUAUUUUUAAAAUGUAUAUGUAUUGUUUACAUUAGAGAAUAUAAAUUAUUUCCUGUACCGUAAUUAAUUUCAGGGUUAUUGCCCUUGAUUACCUUGAAUAAUCUUAGAGCAAUAACAUAGUUGUAUUGCUAUUUUGAAAUGCAUUUUUGAUUCAAGAAAACACUUUAAUUCUGACAGUGUUACAUUACGGCCCGGAAACAAAUCUACUAGUAGUCGUAUGUUUUGUUACUCGUGUUUUAUUUCCAUUAUUACAGUUUAAAAGGCUUUAUAUUUCAUCAUAUUUUAUUGGGUAUAGAAUAAUAAAUCUGAGUUGCGCUCCAAAUUGCAAAAUUGUCUCAGGGGGUUUCACUCCUAAAUCUGUAAAGCAUACUUCUA
Messenger RNA from Patella vulgata (common limpet), 4168 nucleotides. RefSeq lists its product as uncharacterized. The transcript is spliced from 2 exons. Lineage: Eukaryota; Metazoa; Mollusca; Gastropoda; Patellidae. Bases 184 to 1152 code for a protein of 322 amino acids. Gene Ontology annotation, cellular component: membrane. The record is from RefSeq and is a predicted model, not a curated record.